Aspergillus ochraceoroseus IBT 24754 is the source of this 1575-nucleotide messenger RNA. Its product is annotated as putative GABA permease. The record is from RefSeq and is a predicted model, not a curated record. Bases 1 to 1575 code for a protein of 524 amino acids. The transcript is spliced from 6 exons. Gene Ontology annotation, molecular function: transmembrane transporter activity. Lineage: Eukaryota; Fungi; Ascomycota; Eurotiomycetes; Eurotiales; Aspergillaceae. Gene Ontology annotation, biological process: transmembrane transport. Gene Ontology annotation, cellular component: membrane.
AUGCAGGACCCAAACAAACCCCCGAGAUUAGAACCUCUGGACAUGGAGGACCCUCCCAUGGACCGUAAUGUUCCGCCAGAAUCAGGGACCGUGCUCGAUGACAAUGACAUGCAGCGUAUGGGCAAAAUCCAAGAGCUUAAGAGAAAUUUGCGGCCGGUAGCUGCAUUAAGUUUUUCUUCCGUCCUACAAGCUGCCUGGGAAUUUAUUUUAAUCUCGAACUCUCAAGGCUUGCAGAAUGGCGGCCUGGCUGGGAUGUUCUGGUCAUAUGUCUGGACAUUUGUUGGAUUUGGGUUCAUCAUCACCUCGCUCUCUGAAAUGGCGUCCAUGGCCCCAACCUCGGGUGGACAAUAUCACUGGGUGUCUGAAUUUUCCGCGCCUCGAUACCAACGGUUCCUGAGUUAUAUUACAGGUUGGAUGUCGGUAUUGUCAUGGCAGGCUGGCUCUGCCUCGGGAUCCUUCCUGACUGGAACUAUCAUUCAAGGAUUGAUCAGUAUCCGGAACCCGAAUUACAACCCGGAAGCCUGGCAAGGCACUCUGUUUGUCUUUGCCAUGGUUCUGGUGAUCUACAUUUUCAACGUCUAUGCAGCGGAUCUGAUGCCAAUCCUCAACAAUCUUUUGAUGGUUCUCCACAUGGUUUCUUGGGCAGUGAUCGUUAUUGUCCUGUGGGCCAUGGCUCCUCAUCAGCCUGCGAGGGCUGUCUUUGCCCAGUGGACAAACCUCGGAGGUUGGCACAGCAUGGGAUUGAGUGUGAUGGUUGGGCAAAUCUCUGCUAUCUACGGCUCCAUGAGUUCUGACGCAACGGCACACAUGUCGGAGGAGGUCAAAGAUGCAGGCCGAAAUGUGCCCAUGGCGAUUGCCUGGGGAUUCUUCAGCAAUGGCAUUAUGGCCAUCAUCCUACUGAUUGCCUACCUUUUCUCCAUCCCCUCGCUGGAAGACGCCCUCGAUGAUACCACCGGCUUCCCAUUCCUCUAUGUCUUUAAGAACACAACGUCCACCGCCGGCAUUAAUGGACUGACAGCAAUCAUCUUGCUGCCGGUGAUAUUCAGCAACAUCAUGUUCAACGCCUCGACCUCUCGCCAAACGUUUGCCUUUGCCCGGGACAAAGGACUUCCCUUUGCCAGUUGGAUUUCCAAGGUGGAUCCAAAGCGCAAGAUCCCCGUGAACGCCAUUGCCUUGUCCUCGAUCAUCAGCUGUCUGCUCUCUCUCAUCAACAUCGGCUCCUCAGCCGCAUUCAACGCCAUUAUCUCCUUGAAUGUCGCAGCCUCGAUGUACACCUACAUCAUCUCCAUCAGCUGCGUUAUCUACCGGAAGAUCUGGUAUCCUGACACCCUCCCGCCCCGUCGGUGGGAUAUGGGGAGAGUGGGACUGCCCGUCAACGUCAUCGGGCUGCUGUAUUGCUGUUUCGCGCUCUUCUGGUCGCUGUGGCCAAGUGAGCUGCCAGUGACCCUGGAUAACUUCAACUGGAGCGUGGUGAUUUUUGUGGGGAUCUUUGUCGUUAGUUUGGUUAUGUAUGUGGUCAAGGGACGGACAGAGUAUGUUGGACCGGCGGCAAGUGUCCAGAAGACGGGGGACUAG